CCUAAACCCCAUUAUCUAAUGAUCUCUUUCUCUAUUUAUAUUGGCUCGCAUAUAUGUAUAUGCUUGUAAACACCAAAUCUAAAUCUAGAAAGAGAGAACUAGGCAUUCAUUAUUCCAUUGGCAAGGUGUGUUGUUAGUUUUUGUACUGGCCGCUUGUGAUUGAAUUUGCUUUGGGUCUAAUGGGGAGGGGGAAGAUUGUGAUAAGGAGGAUCGACAACUCGACUAGUAGGCAAGUGACCUUUUCGAAGAGGAGGAAUGGAUUGCUAAAGAAGGCGAAGGAGCUCGCCAUUCUUUGUGAUGCAGAGGUUGGACUCAUCAUAUUUUCAAGUACCGGUCGCCUUUAUGAUUACUCAAGCUCAAGCAUGAAGUCAGUAAUUGAGCGCUAUGACAAGACAAAAGAGGAGCACCAGCAACUGCUAAAUGUGAAUUCAGAGGUUAAGAAUGUUCUUAACAAAGAUGAUGCCGAUCUUAAACUCUACUUUUCUUACCAGUUUUGGCAGAAGGAGGCAGCGAGCUUGAGGCAGCAAUUACAUAGCUUGCAAGAAAAUCACAGGAAAUUGAUGGGAGAGGAGCUUUCUGGCUUAAGUGUUAAAGAUCUCCUAAAUCUAGAGAACCAACUAGAGACGAGUCUGCAUGGAGUCAGAGCACAAAAGGAACAACUAUUGACCAAUGAAAUCCAAGAACUGAAUAGAAAGGGUUACCUCAUUCACCAAGAAAAUAUGGAACUCUACAAGAAGGUAGACCUUAUGCGACAAGAAAACAUGGAACUCCAACAGAAGGUUUACGGAUCAAGGGGACAAAACGGUACAGUUAACAGGGGAACAGUUAUCCCCUGUGGCUUCAGCAUCACUGAAGAAUCACACGGUCCGGUUAACCUCGAACUUUGCCAGCCUCAGCAUCAAACAGAUGGAGAGCAAUCAAAUGUGCCAAAGUUAGGACUCCAACUGCAUUAACAAAUGCUGAAAUAAUUCCGUCACAAUUAUGUCAAUUGUAUAAACAAGAGCAGGAUCAAUGCUCAGAGAUUAGGUGUGGUGUGAAUGACCAAUAACCAAUAAUUGUGUGAGCCAAGUUCCAAAAAGGGGGGAAAUGCCUAACAUUUUGGAUUCAAGAAAAAAUAUUAUCAUGCUCAGAAGAUUUUUGCCAUAGCUUGUUCUAUUCCCAUGAGAAAGGAUCCGCGUGAACCGUAUCAAAAAUGUCUGGAAGCUGUUGUUGUUGUUGUUUUCAUUGUUGUUCUUGUUGUAUGGACCCUAACCAAAGUGACAUAAUUAAGUCCCUAAUAAAAGUGAGCU
Asparagus officinalis (garden asparagus) is the source of this 1289-nucleotide messenger RNA. Its product is annotated as MADS-box transcription factor 23-like. Lineage: Eukaryota; Viridiplantae; Streptophyta; Magnoliopsida; Asparagales; Asparagaceae. Bases 180 to 953 code for a protein of 257 amino acids. Gene Ontology annotation, molecular function: RNA polymerase II cis-regulatory region sequence-specific DNA binding; DNA-binding transcription factor activity, RNA polymerase II-specific; protein dimerization activity. Gene Ontology annotation, cellular component: nucleus. Gene Ontology annotation, biological process: positive regulation of transcription by RNA polymerase II. The record is from RefSeq and is a predicted model, not a curated record. The transcript is spliced from 9 exons.